Messenger RNA from Striga hermonthica, 1233 nucleotides. The record is from the annotation of a GenBank genome assembly. NCBI's taxonomy places the organism in Eukaryota, Viridiplantae, Streptophyta, Magnoliopsida, Lamiales, Orobanchaceae.
AUGGAGCCUGAAACAAAUUUCGAUCAAAUUUACCAAAAUGCCCUUCCACCGGCCUUGAAGCUCGAAAAACUUGAUGAUUUUUCGAUGGACAAAAACACUUAUCUCCAAGAUUUUCACCACCUUGAUCAUCAGUUCCAUUUACCAUAUUAUUCUUCGUCGAGUUUGAAUCCGAGUGUCGAUGUACAAUCCAACAGCUCGGAUCCUUUCUACCCCUCGUUCGUCGACUCAUGUUCGGUUUACGAGUUUUUGGAUAAUUCUUCGGCCGCCAUGCAAAGUUUUCAAGAAUGCGACGUGCAUUCGAAUAAUAAUCCGAAUCCGAAAGAUUUAUCGACCAAAAUCGAGACCUUAAGGAUGGUUUUUCCGCACGAAGAUAGCUCAUGCGUGACAGCCGAUAAUAAUAAUAAUAUCACCGGCUUUCGCGAAGGGAAUGACGAAAAGAACAGUAAAAAUCCAAAAAAUACGAAAAGCAGUAGCAAAAUAUAUCAAUCGGUCUCGACUAAAAGGCUCGGUUUCAUCAAGAACAAGUCGAAGCCGAGCAAGGGGCAGUGGACAGUUGAAGAGGAUAGGAUUUUGAUCCAUUUGGUGGAGAAAUAUGGAGUUCGAAAAUGGUCGCGUAUAGCGCAAAUGCUCGAGGGGAGGAUAGGGAAGCAAUGCAGAGAGAGAUGGCAUAAUCAUCUAAGGCCUGAUAUCAAAAAGGAUCUAUGGACAGAGGACGAAGAUCGAGUUCUUAUAGAAGCUCACGCAGAAGUUGGCAACAAAUGGGCAGAAAUCGCGAAAAGGCUUCCCGGAAGAACCGAAAACUCGAUCAAAAAUCACUGGAAUGCCACCAAAAGACGACAACUCUCACGACGAAAAUGCAGGACUAAAUGGCCGAAACCGAGCUCUCUCCUCCAAAACUAUAUCAAGAGCCUACAUUUAGGAAAAGAGGACAUAAAAAAAUCAUCGUUUAGAAAUGAGGCUAAUAACGCUUCGUCUGCAGAAGCUGCUCAUCCGGACGAUAUUUUCAAGAAUUCUCAAAAGGAAGGAGUGGCCUUAAUUAGCUCCGAACAAGUUUAUGAUCGUAUGGUGUCGGGUUUCGAAUUUGACGAGGUCCCGGAUCUUGGUUUUCACAGUUAUGAUGAUGAAAAGUUCGACUCGGUCGUGGAUUUGGCACUCGAAGCGCCUCCAUUGAUGCAUUAUGAAGGGGAGGAGGUAGAUUUUUUCGAUGGGGUGGAGGAUAUGGAUGCAUGGUAG